This is a messenger RNA of Ceutorhynchus assimilis (cabbage seed weevil), 1902 nucleotides long. NCBI's taxonomy places the organism in Eukaryota, Metazoa, Arthropoda, Insecta, Coleoptera, Curculionidae. The record is from the annotation of a GenBank genome assembly.
AUUGACAGUGUUGUCCUCCCCUAUAUUAUAUUCUUUUUUUUUUGCGGGGCUCCCCGAUGUAUUUUUUGGAAAAGUUGUGCCGAAUAUGCGUUCAAAACGGUCGCGGUUUGGUGGACAUAAACACGAUAGAUUUCGAUUCGGUGCGGUUGAGCGACAAAUUGGAAACUUGCACCAGUUUGGUUCUCUCAAAAGACGAAGUAUCGACAGAAAUAUGCGAAAAAUGCGUAAACAAACUCAGAGUCUCCUACCAUUUCCUCGACAUGUGCAAGAAAAGUACAAAAAUCAUUCAGGGAUACUUGAACAAACUGACCGCACAAGAAAACAAGGCCGACUUUAAAAACUUCGAUCUCAGAGUGGACUUGGAAGAUCUCCCGCCACAAUUCGAUGAAACACUUGACCAAAACGAAAUCCAGCCUGAUAAUAACACUAUUAUAAAACGCAAACAAAGAAUCACGAAAGAACAAAGAUGUUCGCUGUUGAAACAGUUACUUAACAGGCCUAAAAAGGACAGAGAUAAAUCGUACUUUACUCAAAACGAUAACAGCGAUUAUGAUAAAGGUGGCCUAAAAAACAUCAUAGAUUUCACUAGGAAUUAUGAGUUUAAUUUGGACAAAAAUUGCAACAUUGAAUCAACUCCUUUGGACAAACUUACAGCAUUCAGCACCAACUAUUUUACAAGAGAUUUUUCAGAUUUUAAAAACCACGUUUUAUAUGUCAUAGAGAAUCGACAAGAAUUUGAAUAUUAUAGUGAUGAUGAUUGUAGUUAUGAAGAUGAGCAGUUUGAACAUGUCACAGUUGAACCUGAUAUUAAAAUCAAAAGCGAAAUAGACAGUAGUGAAGAAGACCAAUGUCCUUUGGACUAUUUGGAAACUUCUUUUGAAGUGAAACAAGAAAGAUUAUCUCCGGAACCAGUCAGUAUUAAUUCUUCGGUUAAACUAUUGGAUAGGCUAGUGUCUAGUUAUCCUAUUGGUGCCAGAAAAGUGUUUUCUCAGAAUAAUGUGCGAUGUCGCACCAGGGAGCAACCUUAUAUUAAUCCUAUGCUAAAAAAUCAGUUCCUUUACAGAAGUUUUAGGUGCGAAAGGUGUAACAGAUAUUUUAAGAGCCAAGGGUAUCUUAAAGCACACAACUCAAAGGUACACUGAUAUGUGAAUUUUCUCAGGGGUGUGAAUUUUAAAAUAACUCUUGAAGCUUUUGAGUAUUAAAUUCGCUAUUGCCAAAUAAUAAACACACUCAUAAUUGUGCAAAUUUAUCUUGUGUUUGAAGCAAUAUAAUAUACAAAAUGUUUCCUAUAUAUCAUUGAUAUUUUUCAAUGAGAAAAAUAUUAUGGCAAUUCCAGUUGUGCAAAUUGUCAAACCCUAGUUAAUAAAAGAUUUAAAAAAUCUUUAUGUAUUUAAAAUUAAUGUUGUGUCAGUUUUUCAAAAAAAAAAACCAAUGUGAUUCUAUUAUGCGUCCUAAAGUAAGAAAGGACACUAUAAAACCAAGCCAAGGUUUCUAAAAUUCAUAGGUUGUCUGGUAAUGGGUAACUUGAUGACGCAUCUGGGGUGUCUUAUAGAGAUUUGCAUUAUUUUGAGCCAUACAGAUGACGUCAUAAAAGUUAUAAGGCAACCUCGUUUUAAAAAACCUUGAAACCAAGCAUUAUUAUUAAUAAAAGUGUCCUUUUUUUUAGUUCUGUUUUCAAUUGCGCUUGUCCUAGAUUCAAAAUCUCAGGACAGCUCUUGUUCAAUCCGAAUUUACGAUUACUAUAGAUAAGUACUUAUUAUACACGUUUUAAAUGUUUGUACCUUAUUCCGAAUUAAUUUUUAAGGGAAAUAUUAUAUUAUUGUAAAAUGAUUGGUAACUUGUAAGCUCUGUUUUUUCUUUUUUUAAUUUUGUUAAAUAUUUUAAAUAAAUUAUUUGAUUUUA